ACCAGUACUAGCAGUAGCAGUGAUUUGUAAACAUGGCUGCCAAAGUGGGUGUGUAAUUCAGAUGUUGUGACAGAUUUUUUCCGAAUUAUUACUUUAACUGCAUUGUAAAUACCACGGAAAAGCACAUUAAUUUGAUUUUUGACGCUGAGGUUUUUUUUCCCACGAUGAAUUGGCUGAGGAACAGUCCCAUUAGGGUCUCCCUAAGAGGACGAGGCCCUAGUUCUUCGCCACCUAAGGAAUGCGAUCCAGCAGCAUGUUUUGAAAGUUUUAAACAUCAUUGGCAACAGGCCCUCAGUAUAAUCAACAAAAUUCAGGGUGGAACCGAGGGCCCAACUCAGGACGAUAUCCUUGCCGUGGUCAACAACCUUGACCAAAUGCAGGGACUGCUGGUGCUGGAGCAAAAAACUCCCAACAGCAGAAAUAUGCACGAGUGCCUCGAUUUUCUGCUGAGCCAAAAUAUUCUUGAUCAACUGCUGACCUCCAGCUCGCUAACCGGACUUUACAGCAACAUUCUGAAGUUGGAGCAGUUAAAAAUGUAUGAAAUGCUGCUAAGUAACGCACCACAACAGCAACUGCUCACACACGAGCCUUUUCUUCGACCUCUGCUUCGGCUUCUAACUUCGUGCAUCAAUGAGUGCUUUCCAGCCGACAUUGAGAAACGGCUCAUUUUACUGUUGAACCAGUUGUGUGUGUGCUUAACUCAACAUCCAAAUUACCUUGACCUUUUCUUCACUGAGAGCCAGGGACCAGGAAGAUUUGUGAUAUUCUCUUUGCUGAUUCCGUAUGUCCACCGAGAAGGUGGCAUCGGCCACCAGGCCAGGGAUGCUAUGCUGCUGUGUAUGACUCUAUCUAAGAACCAUGACGUCCUCGGAGCGUAUAUAGCAGAAAAAUCAAAUGUUUGUCCAGUUCUUGCAACUGGCUUGAGUGGAUUGUACUCUCGUCUUCCACGAAAAAUUCAAAUUGAGACUGACGAUUGGCACUGCUUCACACCUGAUGACGUUAUCGAAAUGCCCGAGCUAACGUUGUUUCUGAGCUUGCUCGAGUUCUGCAAUGCUGUUGUCCAAGUCGCGCAUCCCUUGGUGCAUGCACAAAUGCUGGAGUUUGUGCAUCAUGGCUUUUUGGUACCAGUUGUGGGUCCGGCCCUGCUUCAGGACUCGGAAGCCUUCUCAAUAGCCAGUUCAGAUCCCACCGUCCAGAGGAAUAUGACUGAAGAGCUGCUCGUGUCUACUGCGUACCUUGAACUUUUUCUGAGGAGCAUCACAGAGCCUGGACUUCUUAAAAUCUUCCUCCGCUUUUUAAUUGUUGACCACUAUGAUGGAGAGCGAGUCAUAGAUAAGCUGAUCUCCAGACUGGGCACCAAAGACCAAUUGUGUUUGGCCACAAUAGCCCUUUUCAACACCUUGGUCAGCCUCAACUGCGAAGAUGUGAUGUUGGAGCUUAUCUUCAAGUACCUGAUUUCCUGCUCCCAUGUGAUGCUGUCUCAGCGCAAGAGGAUCAAGGAUAUUGAUGUGUACUGUAAGAGUGCCGAAAAGUUUCUCUCCCUGUCUCCGUCCUGCAUCACAAAUCCCGGAGAGAAGCGCCGGAAAAGCAGUGGCUCCUCCUCUCACAGCGAGUCAAAAUCUUUACCCACAUCUUCCACCUCUUCAAGCAGGACCUCUGACAGCCUGCAUGGUAACUUCAGCGCCUACCUAAUAUCAGCUCGGAAAAACAUCACAUCGUGCUCCGAAGCAUGCAAAUCGUGGACGCACCUUUACGAUGGAGAAAGUCCCUUACCAUGUAAGGCCGUGGCAAUUGACAGUAACAGAAACUUCACCAAGCCAAAAGAUGAGAGUCUUCCAUCCAUUAGUAGUGGCUACGAGAGCUUCCCACUGCCACGGUCAAGAGACUCGUCGCCUGAGCCGAAAGAAAGCUUGUCUAAUGAGAAUAAUCUAGUCAGUAGAGACAGCGGCUUUUCUGGUACAGUGGCCAAGCCACUCUCAUUUACCAAUUCCUUCCACACUACACCUGAUAUUGGUCCUUUUCUGGAUUUGCUUUUGAGGCAACUUGAGAACAUGAUGACCAAUAGCUUGUACCUGAAUCUACAGUUGACUGGGCUUAUUUCGAGGCUGGCUGCUUAUUCUCAGCCACUCCUGUUGUCACUUCUUCUCAACCACUCUCUCGUCUUCCAACCUAGCGUCCGUUCCCUUUUCCAAGUUCUGGGAUCAUUGAAGCAACGCCUAGAUUCUUAUUUGAGCAGGCAUGACAAUGUUGACAGGGUUUUACGAGAUGCCAAAAGUUUCCUUGUUCAUCGCGAGGAAAGUAUAGUCAAUAUCAAGAAGGUUCCUCAGGAUAGUGUUACAAAUUAUGCGCCAAGCACAGUCAAUGGAGGGAGCAGAAAAGGGGGCUCAAUCGCCGACUCCUCAUAUAAAGGAGAGGGAAGGAGGCUGAGUUUUUCCUCUGCGUUCUCUGUUCUCAAAGGUGCAUUCUCUCCUGUUCGUGAACAACCUGCUAUUGAAUACAGUGCUAAUGGAUUUAGGUUUACCAAAAAAGUAGAGAAAGAAAAUACGGAGCUGAGAAACGUUGUGAUGUGUGCGUUAGUUUUUGACGAGUGGUUGAAAGAAUUGGCAGCUUUGGCAUUGGAGCAUGUUGCCUGCUAUGAGGUUCCAAUGCCAAAAAAGUAACCGAAUUUACUUUUCAGUCAAACAUAUUUGCUUCCGAAGUAUUAACAUGUGCCAUCGAGUAAUUUUUAAUUGACUAUUUAUCUGUUAAUUUUAUCAAAGUAUUUUAAUACUUACAACUAGUUAAAGCAAUAGGACUGUUAACAAUUUGUCAAUAAAAGUUUCUGCAUCUAAA
Neocloeon triangulifer is the source of this 2832-nucleotide messenger RNA. Its product is annotated as FHIP family protein GI14169. Lineage: Eukaryota; Metazoa; Arthropoda; Insecta; Ephemeroptera; Baetidae. The record is from RefSeq and is a predicted model, not a curated record. The coding region runs from base 165 to 2660 and encodes 831 amino acids. The transcript has 12 exons.